This is a messenger RNA of Clupea harengus (Atlantic herring), 6113 nucleotides long. It is a transcript of the gene rxraa, whose product is annotated as retinoid X receptor, alpha a. Gene Ontology annotation, biological process: regulation of DNA-templated transcription. Gene Ontology annotation, cellular component: nucleus. Gene Ontology annotation, molecular function: sequence-specific DNA binding; nuclear steroid receptor activity; zinc ion binding. Lineage: Eukaryota; Metazoa; Chordata; Actinopteri; Clupeiformes; Clupeidae. The record is from RefSeq and is a predicted model, not a curated record.
UUAACCAAUUGCUCUCUCUCUCCCUCUCUCUCCCUCUCUCUCUCUGUCGUUGCGCCGUUGAGUGCGUUGGUGGAGGUCCCCCCUAGUCGGGUCCCUUUUGCAGUAGUUGGGAGUUGUAGCGACUGAGCGAAAAAGAGGGUGCGCGCCAGAGAAGAGCCCGAACAAACAGAAGUAGUGGCAUUAAGUGAAUUUUGUGACACCAUCCUCCGCGGCUUUACCAGACCUAUAUACUACAUCCAUCGGAUCACUGUUUUACCGACAGCCAAAUCCACUUCGUCUCCAGCCUGCGAGCUUCAGAACGCGGCCGUGUCAGCGGGCAUGAGCUAACCCCAGACAUGGAAACCAAACCUUUCUUGUCAUUGGGGUUCCUGAAGCCUCAGUGCUCGCUGGCGCCCCCCCCACAGAGAGGCCGCUCCGAUGGUUGCACCUGCUUCAGCGGGAUGUGCCACCUCCACCAGCGCCGCCUGUCCACCGACUGGCCGAUUUUUAACAAACUGGCCGAUAACCGACGUAGCUACCCUACAGGAGCUGUCACACAACUGCAAGAUUCAUCGGGCCACUUGAACUCGCCCUCGUCCCACCGGUCCAUGCACCCGGCGCUGCUCAGCCCGUCCUCCAUGGGCCCGUCGGGGCUGCACUCGUCCAUCAGCGGCCUGGGCUCGCCCAUGAACGGCCUGGGCUCCCACUUCUCCGUCAUCAGCUCCCCCAUGCACCAGCACCCCAUGAGCUCGCCCGGCAUGGGCUACAGCUCCAGCAUCAGCCCGCAGCUGAACUCCCCGAUGAACUCAGUGAGCAGCUCAGAGGACAUCAAGCCUCCGGUAGGCCUGAACGGUGUGAUGAAGGUGCCAGCCCAGCCCUGCAACAACCCCCUGUCCCUCACCAAACACAUAUGUGCCAUCUGCGGUGACCGCUCCUCAGGCAAACACUACGGCGUGUACAGCUGUGAGGGGUGUAAAGGCUUCUUCAAGCGGACCGUACGCAAAGACCUGACCUACACGUGCCGCGACAGCAAGGACUGCACCAUCGACAAGCGCCAGCGCAACCGCUGCCAGUACUGCCGCUACCAGAAGUGCCUGGCCAUGGGCAUGAAAAGAGAAGUGUUGUUACAUGCAGCCGUCCAGGAGGAGCGUCAACGGGCCAAGGACAGCAAAGAGAACGAGGUGGAGUCCACCAGCAGCGCCAACGAAGACAUGCCCGUGGAGAAGAUUCUGGAAGCCGAGGUGGCCGUGGAGCCCAAGACGGAGACCUACAUCGAGACCAACCUCGGCAUGCCCUCCGACUCGCCCAACGACCCCGUGACAAACAUCUGCCAGGCCGCAGACAAGCAGCUGUUCACCCUGGUGGAGUGGGCCAAGAGGAUCCCGCACUUCUCCGAGCUGCCACUCGACGACCAGGUCAUCCUGCUGAGAGCAGGCUGGAACGAGCUCCUGAUCGCCUCCUUCUCACACCGCUCCAUCACGGUGAAGGACGGCAUCCUCCUGGCCACAGGGCUCCACGUGCACCGCAACAGCGCCCACAGCGCCGGGGUGGGCGCCAUCUUUGACAGGGUGUUGACAGAGCUGGUGUCCAAGAUGCGGGACAUGCAGAUGGACAAGACUGAGCUGGGCUGCCUGCGAGCCAUCGUCCUCUUCAACCCAGACUCUAAGGGCCUGUCGAACCCCAGCGAGGUGGAGGCUCUUCGGGAGAAGGUCUACGCCUCCCUGGAGGCCUACUGCAAGCAGAAGUACCCGGAGCAGCCCGGAAGGUUCGCUAAAUUGCUUUUGCGUCUGCCGGCCCUGCGCUCCAUCGGCCUCAAGUGUCUGGAGCACCUGUUCUUCUUCAAGCUCAUCGGUGACACGCCCAUUGAUACCUUCCUCAUGGAGAUGCUGGAGGCGCCACACCAAAUGACAUAAUGACCUUUGACCUUUACGCUCUCACAUCCUCUUAACACACCACCCACCCCACCCAGCCUCCGCCCACCCCCUGCUCCGCCCCUUCUGAGAGAGAAAGACUGACCACACGACCAUGUCGCUGGACACAAGAGACAGCUUGAGAAGGAGGUGUGGAGGGGGGGGGAGCAUAUUUCAGACAGACUGUCCCUCUCUCUGUUCUAUGUUAAAAAGAAAAAAGAAAAACGAGUGUCAUCACAUCAAAGGGUCUGUUUUAUACCUUGUACAAAAAUUGAUAUAUAUAAAUGAAAAUGUCUAUAUAACUCAAAAGAACAUUUUAAGAAUCAACAGAGCGAGACAGCCAUGGACUUCUGGACUUCACAGGCAAGAGACAAAAGGACACAUGCAUGUGUUUUUCUUUUUUUUGUUUGUUUGGUUUUUUUUUGUGAAAAAGAAAAAAAAAGUUUUCCUGGAAGCAAGGAUGGCAACGAGAUGUCAAUGAUGUCAUAACCUGGAAGUCGGGUAAUUGGAAGCAUAGCUUGUCCGUGUGCGUGUUUGUUUUGUUUUGAGGAAGAAGAAAUGCGUUUCAGGUGGCUUGACAGCAGCUUGGGGUAGAAGAGAGAGAAACUCAACUCAACUUUUAAGACCCUGAGGAUAUGCUACAUGCUACAACUGCAUAGAUGCUAAUAUCCUUUCAGAGCUCCUUUUUUACUCCCACAGGGAUUUCAGGAACCUGCACCAUAACGUCUCCUAGUGUCACAUUUAGAUUCAUGACCAUGUGAUGUGCUCACAGUGCAGUUAAGGUGUUCCUUCCUUCAACGAUGAGAACAGAACAAGGACAGAACAGAAACGAAAACAGGUGUGUGUCUUAAUACUGUUCAAUUUUAAUGUUCUGGAUUCAAGUGUGGGAUCUCCAGAAAGACUUUUGGGCUGAGGUGCUCUGUGUUGGCAGGUGGAGUUGGGGGGAUGGGGGUGGGGGUGGGGUGGGGUGGGGUGCUGCUGUGCCGACUGAGCUCCUGAGUGUCCGUUUGCACGCCUUUUUUCAAGGAGAAAAACACUGAACCAGCCAUCUAAUCACGGCUGUCAGAUUCAGGUCAGAAGAUAACUGAGUGCAGUUCUCCUAAUGACAUUAAGUGCAGAGUAGCAAGCAAACACACACACACACAAGCGCUCAAUGGAUAAGACUGCCUACCACUGGGUGACACUGUGAAUUUCUCCACACACACACACACACACACACACACACACACACAUCUUGUCGGGGUGUUUCAAUCCAGACAGGUGCUGAAGCAGAGGGCUCCUGGGCAGGAGGUCUGAUCAGGGAGCAGACUCUAUUCAAGUCACACCCCAGCCUCAGUCUGGAGAACGUCCCAUCUCAACUGAUCCUCGAUCAGGCCCACAUGAGUCAUUAGUAUGCAUAUGACUCUGAGACCAGCUUUUGUAAUGUCCCUAAUGGUUGAGUAAAGCUGAACACCCUCCAUGGGAAUGAAGCAAUGUCCAGUGACCUGGGGGGUGGGGGGAGGGUGGGAAGGGGAUGCUGCUCCAAGAGCAGGAUAUUCCUCGUAGCUUCUUAGGAUGAUGUUUUCCCAGAGGUCGGAUAUGUUUUGGGGGGGGGGGGAUCUGGAAUAUGGGAUUAAGAAUGCAUCAGCUAUGGGUUGAGCUGACGUCACUGCACAAACAAGGGCAGGAAUGAAUUUUCAAUGUUUUCAUGGGUAUUCAGUUUUUACUCACCAUGAGAAAGGGUCCUAUCGGAUCAUGUUGCCCAACCUUUGAUCCGCCCUUUGUCUCGUCCACAGUGACGUACACAUGCACACACACACACACACACACACACACACACACACACACACACACACACACACAGAGACAUGCACCACCUUCAGUGGUUUAAGGUACAUUCACUUCAAUCCUACAAUCAAGGCAGUCUUCAGAAGCAGUGCAAGUGUAGCUUUAGAUGAACCCUAUUUACCUGUGCAGUCCCACCACCACCACCAUACGUAGUAUUGAUCGAUUAGUAUUGAUUCAUUUUUUCAGUUUUCAUUCUGUUCGUUCAUUUGGUCACCUGCCUAUGUGCAAUUCUUUUCUUACCUCCAUUUGCCUCCCUCCAACAAUAAUGAGCCUCGCAUCACUGGCGUCUUUCUUCUUCAUCGCCAUCUCCAUCCUCAUCCUCGCACCCCUGGUUGGGUGGUCAACCGUCCCAAGAGAUGGGUGAGGCUGCUUUUUUUAGUUACCCACGAGGCAGUUGUGUCUCUGCUCCUCUCCUCCGAAACCCUCUCUUGUAACUUAAGCACUUAACCUCAAGUUUCAGAAUGGUGGCUCUGCUUUCCAGAGCUGCUGGAGGAUCAAAUGAUUGGGGCUUGGAGUAGGAUCUGAGUGUUAGGGCGCUGGUCCAUGAUUAGUACACACUCAUUACCCAGGGUGCACUUCUCCAGACAAAAGCAGUGUUGUGGUUGAAGAGAGAUUUAUUUUUGUUGUGAGAUAUCUCCAUUCGAGGAUCAGUUUGUUCACCAUGCCCAUACUCGUUAGUUUAGUUAGUUUUUUUUUUUUUUUUUCAUGUUGUUUUUUUAUGUUGUUUUAUCUUUUUUCUCUGUUCUGCUGCUGUACAACUAUGCAUCUUGCAUUUCCCAAAGAUUGUCCAUAGUGAGGUCGCUAUCUUUGUUUUCUCCGUUUUUUCCCGCAUCUUUCAAAAGGGAUGGCUGAAAGAAACCUGGUCUCAAGGCCACAGAAUGUGCUGGAUCUCCCACGUGCCUCAGCCCCCCACUCAGUGACUUUGAAACACGAGUCUUCGGGUCUAGGGCUGGCCUCCCUCAAUGUUACGGUGUCCAGCUAUACAGAAAAGAUGAAAUUUUGAAAUUUGUUUUGUAUUAUUUUUUUUACGGAAGUGGUGACCAGCAUAAAAUAGGGGGGAAGAAAUUUGAAUGCAUUUUGACUGCCCCCUAGUGGAGGACAUGCAGCAGUGCGGUGCUUGAGUAAAACAAAUUAACUUGAAUUUUGUACAAGUAUGUAAUUAGAGAAAACAAAUGGCACUUUUGGACAAAACUGUUCACUUACCAGCAAUAGACAAUAAUUCAGGAAAUAUUGUCAUUUUUGUUUGUCAGUACAUGGCAGUGAGAUUUUAUUGGCUGUAAACUUGCUGAACAAGUGUUUAACAGAAUUCAGAAAAAAAAACACAUUGACAUGUAGAAAUAUUGAAUUGGCUCAAGGACCUGUUGUACUGUAGAUAUAUCCAGUGGAUUAGUUUAAGUCCUGUUCUGGUUGUCAUUGUUGUGCUAAGCCUUGCCUCAUAGAGACCAUCCGCAUGUCUUAACAGUCAGAUGAUCUAUUGAAUAUUUCAACUUUCUGACCAAAAGACAUAACACACACACGCAAACACACACACACACUGUUACCAGCAGUUUGGCUUCUCAUGGAAGAAAACGUGUUUUAUUUUGUUAGUGUCUGCCUCAGACCAUUCAGUUUUCUCUUGAAAACGACAGCUCCUAAUGUUUUUUUUUUUUUUUUUUAUCAUCUCCGCUAUCAUUUUUGUUCUGGUGUGUCCUUUCUUUUGUUUUGUCAUUGUUCCUUUUUUUAGAUUGAUCAGGUUUACUGUUGAGUUUCGAGACCACAGGUAAAUUAAAGCCAUAUGCAAUGAAGAUCACUAACAAAGAAAAAAAGUUAACUCUAACCUGCAGGAAACUUACAGAAAUGUGUCCUUUGCGCUAACCUAGAAAUAAUCACAUAGAUAGAAUGAAUGCAUAAUGAAAUGCUUUAUAUAUACCAUAAAGCUAUAUUUUGUCUAUAUGUAUAUGUGUGUAUAUUUAUAAAUAUAUAUAUAAAUGAAUUGGUUUCCUUCAGUGUUUCCCAUCACUUUUAGCAGAGAGGGAGACACAGAAGUACUUUCAAUCAAAUUUUGAAGCCAGGCCUGAUUGCACUGUGGAAAUAUUUAUAAGGACUGAUCUAAGUUUUCAGAAUCUGUUGUGAUAAUUUUAUCGUUUGGCCUACAUUUGUUUUUCAAGAAAAGUUAAAAUGAAAAAAAAAAAAAAAAGUUCUACCAGCAAAAUGGAGUCUGAAGGCAAGACCACCUGACCAUGCACCAGCUCCUAAAUAGUUAAAAAUUCUUUGUCAUCAUGUAAACAAGUAAACAAUAUAUAAAUUAAAUGACUGGUCAAAACACACAUGCCUGGUGGAUUUAAACAAAAACAUGUCAGUUCUGUCUCAAAAAAGUCUUAGGAAAUUAAAUGAAACUUAGCCUUCAAAAAAAAAAAA